UUUUUUUCCUUCUGCGCCUCUUCAGACGUGGUCUGAAUCUACAGUGAGCUGAGAGAGAGGCCCAAACAACAUUUAUCAACCUUAGCGCGGUGGUGGGCGUCUCCAGAUCAGGAAUAAUAAUGGACUAACAGUCUUCUCUGCUGUUUCAGUUUGAUCACCACUCUGGCUUCUCGGGGAGCUGGAAGAAGAUGAGCCCUUUCUCUUCGGCUGAGGAGGGUUUGCUGCUGUUGCUGUGUGGGGGAGUGGGCUACAUCCUGUGGCGUUUCCUGUGUUUGUAAACUAGACGGUGCAGAAAACGUCGGCGAGCAAAGCUGUUUUAGUACUAGAUGAGUGAGGUGGGUGUGGCUUCCCACCAGCCCGACCAUCCUGACUGACGGAUCUCUGGAUGACCUUGUCCCCACCCCUGUCCCUGCGCUCACAUAUACCUCAGCAAUGUCACAUCUGCCCAGCAGCUCAGUCCGCGACCAUAUGAAAUGGGCGGGGCUGCUUGGCUGCGAAGCUGUCCUGUCCAGCAUGGCCCUGAUGCAGGCCAGUACAAUGGCUGCUCCUCCUAAAAAAAUGAUGGCUCCGCUCGGCCACGCACCUCCUCAGAGAGACGGACCCGACCGUGCUCCCCAGAGCCACAUGAUCCUCCCUUCUGGAAUGAGCUGUCCACCCCUGCUUAUCAGGAAGGAAGGUGAAUUCCAAGCUCCCCGCUUGCUGGAUGAGAAGGACAUGAGGACCAACGAAGACAUGCAGCAGAAAAAAAAGAACAGGAAAUCAGUGACGCCCUGUAAAGUGAGAGAACAAGAAGGAAGGGGAGGGAAGGGCGCAGGUGGAGAUGAGAAUGGUCCGGCCUCCAAAGUGCAGAAAAAUUUUAUUUGUGAUCAUUGUUACGGAGCAUUUAGAAGUGGAUAUCACCUAAAGAGACAUAUCCUCAUUCAUACAGGGGAGAAGCCGUAUGCUUGUGCCGUUUGUGACAUGAGGUUUAUUCAGCGUUACCACCUGGAGAGACACAGCCUCAUUCACACGGGGGUGAAGCCGUUUGCUUGUUCCAUGUGUGACAUGAGGUUUUUCCAGCGUUACCACCUGGAGAGACACAGACUCACUCAUACGGGGGUGAAGCCGUACGCUUGCUCCAUGUGCGACAUGAGGUUCUUCCAACGUUACCAUCUGGCAAGACACACCCUCACACACACUGGGGUGAAGCCAUACGCUUGCUCUGUGUGUGAUAUGAGAUUUUUCCAACGCCACCACUUGGCACGACACAGCCUCACUCACACGGGGGUGAAGCCAUAUGCUUGCUCCAUGUGUGACAUGAGAUUUUUCCAGAGAUACCACCUGGCAAGACACACUCUCACUCACACGGGGGUGAAGCCAUACGCUUGCUCCAUGUGUGACAUGAGGUUCUUCCAGCGUUACCAUUUGGCAAGACACACCCUCACUCAUACCGGGGUGAAGCCAUAUGCUUGUACCAUGUGUGACAUGAGAUUUAUUCAACGUUACCAGCUGGAGAGACACAGCCUCACUCAUACAGGGGUGAAGCCGUACGCUUGCACCAUGUGUGACAAGAGGUUUUUUCAGCGCUACCACCUGGCGAGACACAGCCUCACUCAUAUGGGUGUGAAACCUUUUGCUUGCACCAUGUGUGAUAUGAAGUUUUUUCAACGUUACCACCUGGCGAGACACAGCCUCACUCAUACGGGUGUGAAACCUUAUGCUUGCACCAUGUGUGACAAGAGGUUUUUUCAACGCUACCACCUGGCGAGACACAGCCUCACUCAUAUGGGUGUGAAACCUUUUGCUUGUACCAUGUGUGACAUGAGGUUUGUCCAGCGUUACCACCUGGCAAGACACAGCCUCACUCAUACUGGUGUGAAACCUUAUGCUUGCACCAUGUGUGACAAGAGGUUUUUUCAACGCUACCACCUGGCGAGACACAGCCUCACUCAUAUGGGUGUGAAACCUUUUGCUUGCACCAUUUGUGACAUGAGGUUUGUUCAGCGUUACCACCUGGCGAGACACAGCCUCACUCAUACUGGGGUGAAGCCGUUUGCUUGUUCCAUGUGUGACAUGAGGUUUAUUCAGCGUAACCACCUGGAGAGACACAGCCUCACUCAUACGGGAGAGAAGCCAUUUGCAUGUGACAUGUGUGAUAUGAGGUUUAUUCAGCGCUACCACCUUGAGAGACACAAGCGCGUUCACAGUGGGGAGAAGCCUUAUCAGUGCGAAAGGUGCCAGCAGAACUUUUCACGCACAGACCGUCUGCUGCGGCAUCGGCGGUUGUGCCAGGGCCGCAGCGUAGCCAAAGUAGAGAACCAGCCAUGCUGCGAACCACGCCCGUACCAGCAGGAGCCCCCGCCUGCGCCGCCAACCUGGAGCCCCCUGCACCCACCUCCGGGACGGCUGGCUGUCUGACAUUACGCCUUCCCGGGAUCCAUAACUACAGCGGAGAUGGGACAAGCCGCAGGGUUUCCUCCUCUCGCCUCUGUGCAGAGUGGCGCCACAUUCUAGCGCAGACGCUCUCUCAGCUCCAGUCCUGGGAUUAUUAAUGACAGUGGGGCAAAUUAUUAUUUUUUUUUUUAUUUACAUUUCACUGUGUUCCCUUUUCUUCCCUGUUUUUUUUUUAUUUUAUUUUAAAUGAUACUUUUUUCUGUGAUGAACAGUGGUCAAUAGUCCUGUUUUGUACAUUUUUGUUCCCAGGAAAAAAAAAAAGGUUUUUAUUGUUCAAACAAACUGCAUUUGGUGGUACUCCUCGGGAAAGGAACUGGAUAUUGUUUGUCCUAAUGUUUUUGCAACAAAAAAAAGAAGAAAAAAAAAGGUGGAAAAAUACUAUCGGAGCAACUUGGUAAUUUUUUUUUUUUUCCCUCUUAAAUGGCCCAUUUUGCCUCAAAAGAAUUGUCACUCAAGUUUAAUCGGUAAAACUGGGGUUUCCCUCCAGGUCGAGCGUGGAAGCCGCGCGUCACUGGGACCACAGUUUGCCUUUCGGUGCUGCUUAUCAAGAAGUUUUUACUGGAAGCAUCGACUGGCACCUUCAGUGUUUGGGUACACUAAAUUCUGUUGACUCGAUCAGCAGGGAAGGCCCAGUUUUGAUCGGUGUAAAUAAUUGAAAAUGUAUAUUAAUCUAGGUUGGACUUGAGUGUCUUUUUAUGCGUGAAAUGGGCCACAGUAAGAGUAAAAAUGGAGUUCAGAUACAGUCUGACGGCGCCGCUGCAGUCGAGUCCUGAGGGAAGCAGUUUGUCUAAGAUAAUGUUUGUAAACCAGAUCAAUUUUUUUGUGUCGACUCGCGAGAUUCAGAGGACAGCAGUGUAACAGUACUUCUUCCAUAAUUACUGUCCAUUCACCUGUGUGUGUGUAUAUACUGAGAUCUCCAGUGCUGUGUCAGAGAAAUGUCUCCCAGAGUUUGGGUGGAAACCGGUGCAGGUCGGCCUCCUCGAGUCUCACUGUUUGUACAGCUCGUCACAUUGUGAGAUUAGCAGCAGUAUACAGAAUAUUGUGGCCUUAGUAUGUUUCUUUAUUAAUUUUGUUUGUUGCCUUUUAUUUUUCUGCUGUGUUUUAGGCUGUGGCUCAGAUACAUUUACCAGCCUUUGGUUGUUGUUUUUUUUCCUUUUGUUUUAAAAUGACUAAGCUCUCAGUUGAAUGCCGAAAGCUUCAGAAAGCAGAUCUUUCUGAUGGAAAAUUUUAGGUCAUUAUUCCUGCUAAUUUUGUAACACGGCAUACUGUCCUGAAGGUAGUGCUCGGCGGUUUUUAACAAAUUGCUUUUUCUUUUUUCUUUUUUUUUCCAGAUAUGUGACCGGUGUGUAAAUGUUUAUCAUGUCAUUGGGUUUAGCCUUAAGUUUGAAAUACAGGAGUUAUUGUACUAAAUGCCGCCGUAAUAACUGGGUUUCUUCUGCGCAUCAUGAACUUUGGAGGGAAUCUUUUCGAGCAGCCAAUCAGCUGCUGGUCGUGUUUCUCAGCCCCGCUGUUACCGAGCAGCUUCUGGCCCUGAAACGUCAGUGCUGGACGGAGAAGUGCCGCGUCCAGGCAACCUGUUUAACCUGUAUUGUACCGAUCUGGACGACAUGCUGUUGAAGCCAUUAACCAAAUGUGGAACCUUUCUGCGGCCUAUGUAUUUGCUUCAAUGUGUCAGAAUUGUAAGGAAAUUGGGGUGUUUUUAUUUUGUUUGUUUGUUUGUUUUUUAUAAAGACAAAGUUGUGCAGCUGGUAAAGUGUGCACAGAGAAAAGGUUCAGUUUUAAUUGAAAUGAUUUGGCUGAAAUUAUGACAGAGAAAAAGGGCCAAGUUUAAAGAAAUACAGUAAUUUGCUUUGGAAACACUAUUCCCAGCCUGUGAAAGGACUCUCCUGGUGUGUGCACAUAUAAAAAAAAAAAUGCAAAAGGGCAAUACAGUAUGUAGAUGUUGCUUGUUAAUAUUUGUCAUUUAUUGUUUUUAGUAUUAUCUUUUCCAUCAUUAAAUCGCAAUAGAAUCCUUCCGUUUCAGAUCUCGUUAUGAGAUUUUGUUUUUCAAAGGAAGGGUUAGCGCAUCAUAUUUUUAUGAUUGUUUUACUGACUUUUUUUUUAUUAUUAUUCAGAUGAAAUUGUACACUGGAAUGAAAUGGAAAAAACAUGGAAAUUUGAUUUCUUUUUUUUUUUAUUAUUCCUUUCAGUCUGUCUUAGAUAUUAGGCUUUGACAAGUUUGUUUUCUCUUUGACACAGAAGGCAAACAGAAAGAUUUGGAUCAGUACAGUUGGGAGCCCAGUAUGUUCUGUAAUUUUGACAUUAUAUGAUGUAGUAUCACAGGAAAAUGUUUUGCUUUUCUUAUACAAAGUCCCUGGUAUUUGUAGUAAAUUAUAUUGAUAAUGGUAUUAGAUGAACAACAGCAUAACAGUAGCUAUCACAGAUUAGUUGUUUUUCUUUAUUAGUCUUGCAUGCAGAGUUACGGUCCUCAGUUAAGAUAGGAUCUCUAUUGAUUAUUUUGUGUAGGAAAAAGUGCAUAAGAAUAACUUCCUAAAAAAAAAUUUUUACAAUGAAUUAUUGUAAAAAUGGGCUAACUAAUAUGUACCCUUGUGAUCCAAUUAGUUUCAGCUGUAUGAAAAUCAGAGGAGAGGCUUCUUACUAUUAUGCUAAAAUAAAGAAUUUGUAAAGGA
This is a messenger RNA of Gambusia affinis (western mosquitofish), 5102 nucleotides long. It is a transcript of the gene znf740a, whose product is annotated as zinc finger protein 740a. The record is from RefSeq and is a predicted model, not a curated record. Gene Ontology annotation, biological process: regulation of transcription by RNA polymerase II. Bases 433 to 2397 code for a protein of 654 amino acids. Gene Ontology annotation, molecular function: RNA polymerase II cis-regulatory region sequence-specific DNA binding; DNA-binding transcription activator activity, RNA polymerase II-specific. NCBI's taxonomy places the organism in Eukaryota, Metazoa, Chordata, Actinopteri, Cyprinodontiformes, Poeciliidae. The transcript has 21 exons. Gene Ontology annotation, cellular component: transcription regulator complex; nucleus; PcG protein complex.